AUGGCAGUAGGCCACAAUAGGCCAAUUUGUCACGCGCCGACAACACCAACGACGACUCCGGCUUUCCGAGGCCCUGCGCGUUAUGGAACUAUGAUUGAGACGGAGCCGGAGCUGCGGAGGGAGCAACUUCGAAACGCGAUGGCGGUGGAAGGUGCCAACGUGGUCAUUUGGCUGCUGGCCUCCCUCCUGAUCUACCUGGUAGUCACCAAGCAAGCCCUCACGUCGUGGCUUCUAUUGCCGCCGCUCCGGGAGGCUUGCAAGGGGGCGUCAAACGUCAUUAACUACGCAGUGGAGUUGAUGUGGGUGUGGAGGGACCGCUGA
Molecule: messenger RNA, 321 nt
Organism: Volvox carteri f. nagariensis
Lineage: Eukaryota; Viridiplantae; Chlorophyta; Chlorophyceae; Chlamydomonadales; Volvocaceae
Exons: 3
Coding region: 1-321 (106 amino acids)
Source: RefSeq, a predicted model, not a curated record